This is a messenger RNA of Trichosporon asahii var. asahii CBS 2479, 804 nucleotides long. RefSeq lists its product as uncharacterized. Bases 1 to 804 code for a protein of 267 amino acids. The transcript is spliced from 2 exons. The record is from RefSeq and is a predicted model, not a curated record. Lineage: Eukaryota; Fungi; Basidiomycota; Tremellomycetes; Trichosporonales; Trichosporonaceae.
AUGCUCUCAGCGUGGGCCGUGCUGGCCGCCCCCUUCGCUGCCGCCUUUGUCAUCACCGCGCCAUCGGCAGACAACCCCCUCGUCGCGGGCAAGAACAACUCGAUCGCAUGGGACGCAGAAGCAGGAUUGCAGGCAUUGCCGCGCACUGCGCACUGUGGCACCAGCAACGGAACAAGAGCUGAUCGGCAGACCGAUGCGCCCUCCCACUUCGCGAUCGAGGUCAAGGCGAACGGGCACUGGAUCCCGCUCGGGUACGAGUUCGCCGACGUGCCCUCGGACGCGGGGACGAUCAACAUCCAGCCCCUGGGAAGCGGGUACGAGACGGCCGUCCGCUUCGUGGUCGACGGCGAGGUGCUGGCGUCCACGGAGGACUUUACGGUCCAGCCGCCGUCGUUCGUGAAGCGGGACGAGGAACCGUCGGCCGCCGUCGCGCCCGCCGCGACGAGUGUGCGCGAAAGCCUCCUGCUCGCCCCCUCUGCUGCCGCUGAGGCUGAGGGCACGGGCGAGGCGGCCGCCCCCGCUGCUGAGCCCGCUGAGCCCGCUGAGACGGAGACGGACGAGGGCAGCCUCCUCCUCGCGCCCAGCUCGUCCGCGCCCCCUAAGCCGACGAGCGAGACCGCCCGCGUCGCCAAUGGGCCAGGCAAGGCCGGCCCCGCGCCCACGCCCGGCGCAACAAUCGUCGCAAACGGCACGACGCUGACGCUGAGCGAGGACACGGCGACGGUCGAAGUCCAGCCGGCGGGGAGCACGCUGCUGCACCAGUCGCCCCUCCCUUCCUCUUCGAGUGCCGGCGAGUCGAGCUGA